CCGUAAACAUUCCACAUUUCCCAAACACGCCCUUUCACGACAUAGAUUCAGCUCAUAAUUUUCCUAAUCCGUACGAAUCGAAAACCUUGGAAUCAGGGGAGAAAAAUCACACACCCACACUCAAAUUUGUGUUCAACAAUUUAUGAUUUGAUGAUUGAUUGAAAUCUUAUUCAAAUGAGGGGCUUAUUGAUUCCGCUGUUUUUCGUGAUCUUGAUUUUAGCUGUUGUCGUUAGAGCUUCCUCAAGCUCUGACCCGGAUCCGGAUUCGGAUAAUCCGCCGUUGCCGUUGACUGCCAAACACGAGACAGCAAUAUUGGCUGCUCCUGAUGGAACGGUAUAUUUAGUGGAGAUUGGUUCUGGGAAAAUUCUCUGGUCGUUCUCAUCUGGCCCGUCAAUUUAUUCCUCGUAUCAACAAAUCCCCAACCACGAAGGAGAAAAGCUCAACACAUCUUCUGAUGGCGAUAAUUUCUAUAUAGAUUGUGGGGAAGAUUGGGAACUCUACUUACAUGGAACUGGCCUUAAGAAAGUGAAGCUCCCAAUGAGUGCUGAAGAAUUCGUAAAGCGCACUCCGUUUGUGUCGGCUGGUGGUGGGAUUAUGCUAGGAUCAAAAAAGACUUCUGUUUUCGUCGUGGAUGCUAAAACUGGAAAGGUUGUUCGCACUUUAAGGUCAGAUAACCUUUCCUCGGGUGAGGAUCGUGGUGCUGAUGAAACUUCGAUUAUGACUAGAGCCGACAUCGAAAAAUGGUUGCCUGCAAGUUCUGUGGAUGCCGAGGCCGUUGAGAAGCCGCUUUAUCUUACCAGGACUGACUACGCAGUGAAGUAUACGUCUGCGAAAACGGGAGAGGUUCUAUGGUAUCUAAUGUUUGCUGACAUUGAAGCGUCGUUUCAGUGUGAAGGAAUUGAAGAUUUCUUGGGGGGGUUUUCGGGAAGAGGGAUUGAUAUGAAGCUGCCAAUGCCUUGUCAGACACGGCCUCUAGUCUACCGUAUCCGUGACCUUGCUAAUACACUAAAAUUCCAACACCUCCUCGAGGCCCUAGAGAACACAGGGAAAGCCGCGUUGGACGGGAAAUGGGACGAGAGGAUGGAACCUGCCUUCAUCAAUGACAUUGGGCGCUUCCGGCGAUACAGGUACGACAGCGUGCGUGAUCUGCUGCGCGUGAUUCGGAACAAGUUGAAUCACUACAGAGAGCUUCCAAGGGAGAUUCAAUCAAUUUUGGGGUCAGUUCCCGAAGGAUUCAACACUUAUUUCUCAACUAGAUUUCCUAAGCUCUUGAUUGAGGUGUAUCAUGUGAUUCGUUGUCAUUGUGAGAAUGAAGAAACAUUUGGCAAGUAUUUUAGAGGUAGUGGAUUCUGACUUAGAUCUUGCAAUGUAACAUUGUUGUAACAAAAUUUGUACAUGUAAUGUAACUAAUAUAAUUAAUAUGGUAUAGGGUUGACAGUUUUGGACAUUA
Salvia hispanica is the source of this 1450-nucleotide messenger RNA. NCBI's taxonomy places the organism in Eukaryota, Viridiplantae, Streptophyta, Magnoliopsida, Lamiales, Lamiaceae. The record is from RefSeq and is a predicted model, not a curated record.